This is a messenger RNA of Artibeus jamaicensis (Jamaican fruit-eating bat), 2271 nucleotides long. RefSeq names its product trans-2,3-enoyl-CoA reductase like (gene TECRL). Gene Ontology annotation, biological process: very long-chain fatty acid biosynthetic process. The coding region runs from base 111 to 1289 and encodes 392 amino acids. NCBI's taxonomy places the organism in Eukaryota, Metazoa, Chordata, Mammalia, Chiroptera, Phyllostomidae. The transcript is spliced from 13 exons. Gene Ontology annotation, molecular function: oxidoreductase activity, acting on the CH-CH group of donors. The record is from RefSeq and is a predicted model, not a curated record.
GCAUGCCACUUGACCUUCUGUGUUCCACAGCAGUAUUUAACUGGUGCGAAGGAAACACACUUGCCAAGUGUCUUCUGUCGACAUGACAGAUUCUCCUGGUUGUUCAUACAAUGUUGAAAAAGCAAAAGUCUCUUGCUUCAGAACGCAAAAGAGAAGUUUUUUCUCAAGGAGGUACACGGUCUAUACAGAAGAAUGAUAUGAGAAAUUUUCAGUCUUUUUCACAAAUGGUACUUUCAGGAGGUCCUCUAAAAUCAACUCCAGCAGUUAAACAGUCAAAAACUACUCACUUUGAGAUCGAGAUACUUGACGCUCAAACAAGAAGGCAGAUAUGUAUUGUGGAUAAGGUGACGCAAACAUCUACUAUUCAUGAUGUUAAACAAAAAUUUCACAAAGCAUGUCCUAAAUGGUACCCUUCCCGAGUUGGCCUGCAGCUAGAAUGUGGUGGGUCUUUUUUGAAGGACUACAUAACCAUUCAAAGUGUUGCAGCUUCCUCCAUGGUCACACUCUAUUUUACAGACCUAGGUCAGCAGGUCGGUUGGACCACAGUAUUUUUGGCUGAAUACACAGGACCUCUGUUAAUAUAUUUCCUCUUUUAUUUGAGGAUCCCAUACAUAUAUGACAUGAAAGAGAGUUCUAGAAGAUCACGCCACCCAGUGGUACACUUGGCCUGCCUCUGUCAUUGUAUACACUAUACCCGAUAUCUUUUGGAAACUUUAUUUGUCCACAAAAUUUCUGCAGGGCAUACACCUUUGAAAAAUUUGAUAAAGGGCUGUGCCUUUUACUGGGGAUUCACUUCUUGGAUUGCCUACUACAUUAAUCACCCACGGUACACACCACCAUCAUUUGGAAACAGGCAAAUCACAGUAUCUGCUAUCAAUUUUCUGAUUUGUGAAGCCGGAAAUCAUUUCAUCAAUGUAGUAUUGGCUCAUCCCAGUCACACAGGAACUAAUGCUUGUUUUCCAAGUCCAAACUGUAACCCUUUCACAUGGAUGUUUUUCCUGGUUUCAUGUCCUAACUAUACCUAUGAGAUUGGAUCAUGGAUCAGUUUCACAGUCAUGACACAAACGCUUCCAGUUGGAAUUUUUACACUUAUGAUGAGUAUCCAGAUGUCUUUGUGGGCCAAAAAAAAACAUAAGAUUUAUCUGAAGAAAUUCAAUUCUUGUAUGCACAGGAAAUCAGCAAUGAUCCCAUUCAUAUUGAAGCCUUCACAUCUCUGCGGCUCUAGAAGGUCUCUGAUGCAGCAAGGAUGGAUGGGCACAUGUACUGUUACCAACAAACACUGCAAGUAAUUUGAAGCAGGAGUGUAAAAUUAUAAUCACAAGCCUCGGCUUCUACCUCUAAAUUCCUUAGUGGAGUAAUUAUCAUGACCCCUGACAAGCCAUAGUUUUGCACCUUCCAUUUGGAAUUCAUCAAUAACAUAGUUAUUUACAUUUUGUGAACAUAAUUAUGCAUAUGCAAUUCAAUAAAUUCACAUCAGGAUUUUAUGACUGCUACUAGAUAUGUGAUUACAUAUAACAUUAAAACAAAGCCUUAUAGUUUAUUUAAUCUACUUAUUACUCUAAUAACUGCUUUUUGAAUAACUGUCUAGGAUAAUACUUUUUUUAUCCCCAAAUAAAAAUUCCCAAACAGUGUUUGCAAAGCACCACAUCUUUAUCGCUCACACAUUUCUUCACAUGUGUCUUAUUAACUAGCUAGAGAAGGGAAAAAAAACAAAAGAAAAAUAUAAAGUUGAAUCAGCUGCCAUGCAACCCUAUAUUAUCACAGCAUACCGCCUCUCUUCCCCACCCCUUUCAUCCUUCCUACUUCAAAUUGUUAUUUCAAAGGUGUUUUGGUUUCUUAGCAAGUAUUUUCUUAAAAUUAUUUGACUAAGUUUGAAUAAAAAUAAACCUGUAAAGCAUUUUGUCUUUCAGCAAAAGUUCUGUGAAAACAAAAGUUAUUCUCUGACUCAUUUACAGACACACACAGUAAUUUUAAGCAAUGAUACAUCUUUAAGGAGACAAUGAAAAUGUGGUGCCAUCGAAUAAUAUUUAAGCAAAUAAAAUAUUCUUAUUUUUAAAAUGUGCAUGUUCAAUCUUACUUCUCUAAUCAAAUAACAAAAUUCACUAUUAUAGUUGAAUGUUUUGUAUAUUGAUCUUUAAUCUCCCAGUAAUUACAUACUUUCAAGAUGUUUUAAAUUUUGUUUUGAGUAACUACUAUUGAAUACCUGUUAUAAUGGAAAUACAUAGCAUUUCAAUACCAAUUGUGCUCAUAAAGUAAAAUAAAAUGACCUAU